CCCAGGGGGGCGGCCCGGCCUCCACCAUGCCGGUCAAGAGCAGGUACAACCUGGUGGACGACGGCUGCGACUCCCGGGUCCCGCUGCACAACGAGGAAGCCUUCCGCCACGGCAUCCACUUCCAGGCCAAGUACAUCGGUAGUCUGGAUGUGCCAAGGCCCAACAGCCGAGUGGAGAUUGUGGCAGCGAUGAGGAGGAUUCGGUAUGAAUUCAAGGCGAAGAACAUCAAGAAGAGGAAUGUGAGCAUUGUGGUGUCAGUGGAUGGAGUGAAGGUGAUCCUGAGGAAAAAGCCAAAGCGGAAAGAAUGGGGCUGGGAUGAAAGCAAGAUGCUGGUGAUGCAUGACCCCGUGUACAGAAUCUUCUACGUGUCCCAUGACUCCCAGGACCUCAAGAUCUUCAGCUACAUUGCAAGGGACGGGGCCAACGACGCCUUCCGGUGUAAUGUCUUCAAAUCCAAGAAGAAGAGUCAGGCCAUGAGAGCAGUGCGGACGGUGGGCCAGGCCUUCGAGGUGUGCCACAAGCUGAGCCUGCAGCACGCGCUCCAGAACGCCGACGGGCAGGCCGACGGGGCCAGCGACAAGUCGGCAGAGGAGCCUCAAGCCAAAGUAGGACACCGCCAGAAAGCAGGGAAGCUGGACCCCACGGAGGAGGUGGAAGAGGACUCGGUCAGCAUGUGCCCAACAGAGCGGAGCCUCCUUGCCCGGCUGGCAGCCCUGGCAGACUCGGCAUCAGUGCCCGCUGCGAGCGAUCGGCGUGGGCAGGACGUUGAAAACAGCUCCAUGUGCCCCUCUGGGUCCCAACAGCUGCUGACUCCCACCAGCCCCUGCUCCUCCUCUUCUUCUUCCUGCCUGCUCUCCCCUCUGCUGUCCCGGCAUUGCCUACAGCUCCUCCAACACCAGCUCCUCCAGCAGCAGCAGCAGACCCAAGUCGCGGUGGCCCAGGUGCAACUCUUAAAGGACCAGCUGGCGGCCGAGACAGCCGCCCGCAUGGAGGCCCAGGCCAGGGUCCGGCAGCUGCUCCUGACUAACGAGGACCUCCUGCAGCAUGUGGCCCUGCUGGUUAAGCAGCUGAAGGAGCUGGAGGUCCGAGUGCAGCACCCACUCAGUGUCUCCCGCUCGCUACAGAACCUGGGCCCGCCUCUGACCCUCAACCUGAAGAACGAGUUCAGCCUGGAAGCUGGCCUAUCCUGCUCUCCGACCCCCACCCACGGCCUCGCCAGCCCCCCUGGAUCCCAAUCCCCUCCCCUGACCAGCCCCAGAGCACCCUACCCAAACCGUGCAAGCUGGGGCAUCCGGAAUGGAGGCGAAGGGCACCGUGGCCUCAAUCGCAGGGUGGAGGGCUCAGAAGAGAGCCAUCCUUCGGAGGCUGGACUCCGGGGCAGGGGCCGCCCACACCUCAGCCCCAACCAGGACAGGGCCCCGUUGCUUCCCAUCCCCAAGCUGAACCCCCCGCCGCCCACCCGGAAGAAGCGGCCUGCCAAGGCCUCAACCAGCCCCGAGACGGAACCGGUCUUCAGCCCCAUCCGCCUGUCCCUGCCUGGAUCCGGCGACCGGCCCUCAGGCCCUGAGCAGGAGCAUCUGGUCCACCGGCAGAGCCCAAGGUGGGCCAGCCCUACCCACGGUGGGGUCCUGGGCUCAGACAGCGAUGACGAGUCAGAGGCCCUGUGGAGCCCAAGGGAGGGGACAACCCCUGGGGGUGGCUGGCUGGACCGCACGCUCCUACCCAUCCUGGCUGCAGCGGACGACACAAGUCUCCACAUCAGCUUCUCUGAGGACGAGCUGGACUCUGAGGACACGAGCCAGGGACGAGAGAAGGACUAGUCUGGCUGGCCCACAGUGCCCCGUAGGUAGAGUUUCUUACCAAGGCCCUAGCUGCGGCAGCCUCCCGAACCCCAGGGCCAGCUGCUGGACCCCCUGCCCGGGGAUAACAGGAUGACGGGAGUCCCUGGGAGGCUGCCGGGUGGACCUGAGACUCACUGAUUUGUCACCCUGAAGCGGCAGUACCAGCCCAGCCUAAGACGCGGGUUGCUUCUUGUGUUGCCGACUUGCCGUCUGGAAACUUCGCCUUGAGGAGAAGAGCCAAGUGGGGUCCUCAGGCCUUUACCCAGCCCACGUCACCCGGGAAUGGGGUUGUCGGGUGGCCACGCUGGCUGACAGCCAGAAUGUGGGUCAGGAAGAAAGAAUGGUGAGAGCCCAGCUGUCCAUGGUGGGAGACCAGGGACCAGAUUCCAAUAGGCAGUAGGGCUGAGGGAGGGACGAUGCAUUCCCCUCCCCACCCCAACUCAGCUGGCUGCCUGGGGGCUGGGUGGGGAGGGGAGGGCAGAAGCAAGGAGGUGCUGGAUUCGGGAUGUGUUGAGAGUGAGAGAGAUGAUCUGGGGAGAGCCAGCACCAUUCCCUGAUUGGCUUCCUGUUCUCCACUCCCUCUCCCACUCUAGUGCACUUCUUAAAUUCUACAGGUAUUUUAUUGUGUGCAGGACAGAGGGCCAGGCAGCAGGGAUGGUGACUGGGCCAAGAGAGCCCUUCAAUGACCUGGGCCUUACCGAUGGCCUGCUGCCUGUCUGGUUAUCCAAGCCACAGAUGGAGCUGGGCCCGGUUGCAUCCUGGAUGCAGCUCUGGAGUUGGGAAGUUCCCCCUUCUUCCUUCCCUCUAUCUAUUCCUCCCCAUCCAGAGCUGGACUAGGUGAAGGUGGAUGAAGCUUGGCUAUUAUAGGUUCAUUUCUCAGGGUGCCGUCAGUGUCGCCCUAACCUCCUGUGAGGGACUCAGGCAGGGGCCUGCGUGCCUCCUGCCUUCCUCUGUUCAAGGCAGAGAGGUGAUUUCAGUCUGGGGCUCCUGGGCUGAAACCUCCUUUCUCUAGGUGACAGGAACGGCUGAGCCUAGCAGCACCCCCACCCUCAUUAGGAAGCCCACUCAUUCCAGAGAAAGACCUUCAGUACUCAGCAUGCGCACAAUCCAAAUCCUCUGAACCCACUCAUCACCUGUGAUAAUGCCCAAUAUGUGUCUUUCCCCGCUUAGGCCUGAGCCCCGGCCUGGCUGAGAUGGGAAGGUUAGAAGGAUAAAGAGAGAAUAUCUGUUCUCAAAGAGCUGAGUGAGAGAGAGAGAAACAGAGAGAGAGCCCAAACAGGAACCCUGUAGCGGGCACUGCAGAGAGGGACACAGGAAAGAGAAGACAGAGUUACUGCCCUGGGAGUCUGACUGCCCAAUGAGAGAGACAGGAUGGUAUGGAGCCAGUAUAGCAGGACAACAGAAACAUACUUUUCUAAAGCGAGCUCUAAGUCCCAAGGAGUUUGUGGAGUAAUGACAACCAGGGGAAAGACUUACCAGAGGAAGAAGACUGGGGUUAGAGGGCAGUGCUUCGAAGUGGGGUUUGGUAGAAUGUAGCAAAAAGGACAUCGGGUGUGGGGGAGAAAUGUUUGUGGGGAGAGCCAAGAGCUGGGAAUAAGGAGCCGGUUGGUAUGGCGGGAGCAGCCGAGGAGGGUUGUGCAGAGAGACUAAGGGGUGGUGGGUGAAGAUCAUCCCUUGUGAGACAUAGGGAGAUGCCUGUUCCAGUUACUGAACAACUGGAACAGUACCUGCCUGCCUGUCAUGGAAGGCAGGGGGCUGGACCUGGGUUGCCGGGGGUUAGGGGAGCUGGAAAUGUUGGCAGGGAGGGGAACAGGCAUCGUCACCCCUUCUGGUCACCCUCCCAGCUCUCUAGGAAAGAUUCUGGCUGCCCUGACCCUAACCGUGGUUUCUCUCCAGGAGAAACCAAACUGUGAGGAUGUUUCUCCCUGGAGGGAAGUAGAAGAAUUAACUACGGCAUGUUCCCUGAUUGAUUUGAUCAUACUAACCAGCGAGCGUUAGGGGAGAACUUAGUAAAUUGGGCAAAAGAACAGAAGGAAUGGUGGAGUUAGGUGCCUGGGAAAAGACAGGAGCUUUCGGUGUUUUGUUUUUUCACUUCUGUAUCUAUACACGAGCCCCAGUGUGAGCCGCUGCCCAAGACAAAUCGCCUUCAAGAUCAGAGGUCGACCAGCAGGGCAGAAAAGACCCACGUGUGUCUGGGCAGGGGUGGGGAAUUGAGUGGGGCCUGGGUCUCCCAGGAUGGGGUGGGUGUUCUUGCAGAGCCUUUGGCUAAAGAACUAAUGGCAACUCCAAGUUCUCUUUCCUGAACCGUGAGUGACAGCCCUGAGUCCAUCAUCGGGGAGUUGUAUUUUGGAUCAUUUUCCCCUGGGUGCAUGACACUGCAUUUGCUCCCGUUGGAGUUCGUGUCGCUUUUUAGCUGCGUGAGGGGUUUCUGGAGUUUAUCCCUACCUUCUUGGCUUUCACCACCAGGUGCCAUUUCCUGUCACCCUCAUUCAUUCGAUAAUAUUUAUUGAGCAGCUGUGGUGUGCAAAGUCCUGAACUAGGUGCUAGGGAAGAAGGCAACAAAGGGGAGCAGCGUAGCUAAGUGGAAAGCCCCCAGGCCUGAGAGUCAGAGGACCUGGGUUCUAAUCCCUGCUCCCCCAUUUGCCUGCUGGGUGAC
Messenger RNA from Tachyglossus aculeatus (Australian echidna), 4497 nucleotides. RefSeq names its product carboxyl-terminal PDZ ligand of neuronal nitric oxide synthase protein-like. The record is from RefSeq and is a predicted model, not a curated record. Gene Ontology annotation, molecular function: nitric-oxide synthase binding. NCBI's taxonomy places the organism in Eukaryota, Metazoa, Chordata, Mammalia, Monotremata, Tachyglossidae. The transcript is spliced from 11 exons. Bases 27 to 1820 code for a protein of 597 amino acids.